CUCCAGCCGAGAAACAACACAUCAGCUCACAUUCAGCCUUUUGCAAGUAUUUUCGCUCAACCACCGGAGCUUCCCCUUAACUCGUCUUACCUCAAAUUUUCGACAGCACAAUUUCUCCUCCCACGAGUCCGUUGCCUCGGAACCGAACCGGCCGGUCGCGCCCUGAGCGACACACUCCACCACCCCUCCUCUACCACAUCGACAGCUCGGCACCUCUUCCUUCCCGCCGACCGCGCCGCAGAGGCUGACUGCCCAGCCGAUCAAGAAAAUAUCCGAACAGGUCACAGACGGCAGUAGCCACAAUGGAGGCCGAAACCCUCGACCAGAUGCAGGCGCGACACCGCAAGGAGCAGCGCGACCUCAUCGGACGAAUCACCAGCAAAAAGAAGAACGCAACAAAAAAGUCACGCAAGGGCGUCAACGAGGAGUGCGCUGAUAUGGAGAGGCGGCUCAAAGAGAAGCAGGAAGAGGAGCUCGCGGCCCUGACUGGCGGCGGCACAGACGUCAACGAGGAAGUGGAGGAGGACGAGGUGGCAGACGCCCCGGCAAACGACGAUACGGCCGCGCUCGCGGACAAGCUCAAGGAGACCUCCGUCUCGGAAGCCACCCCACCGACGGAAGACGAUACCCAAACACAGGAUCAGGGGCAAGGCAAGAAGCGCAACAGGCAAAAGGAGCGCAUGGCGCGGCGCGCGGCGGAGAUCGAGGCCGCGGCGGCAAAGGCCGAGGAGGAGGCGCGGGGCAUGACGGACCACCGCGGCGCCGAGAAGACGUACAUGCUCAAGGAGUUCAAGACGCACUCCCUCGCCGAGAAGGAGAUCGCACCGGACGGGCACUGCCUCUUCUCCGCGGUGGCGGACCAGCUCGCGCAGUGCGGCAUCCCGCUGGCAGCCACCGCCGCGGCCGCCGCGCAGCCGCCGUACAAGGUCGUCCGGGCGGCAGCGGCGGAGUGGAUGACGGCCCACCCGGACGACUUCGCGCCGUUCCUCGAGGAGGACCUGGAGGCGUACGCACGCAAGAUCCGCGACACGGCGGAGUGGGGCGGGCAGCUGGAGCUCGCGGCGCUGGCCAACGUGUACGGGGUCGAGAUCCGCGUCGUGCAGGACGGGCGGACAGAGAGGAUCGGGCCGAGCGCUGGGGACAUAGACGGCGCCGCCAGCGAGGAACCCGGGGUGGGGGGGAAGGAGAUCUGGCUGGCGUAUUAUCGGCACGGGUACGGGCUGGGCGAGCAUUACAACUCCUUGCGGAAGACGGCGUGAA
Molecule: messenger RNA, 1260 nt
Organism: Colletotrichum destructivum
Lineage: Eukaryota; Fungi; Ascomycota; Sordariomycetes; Glomerellales; Glomerellaceae
Product: Putative OTU domain, papain-like cysteine peptidase superfamily
Exons: 1
Coding region: 303-1259 (318 amino acids)
Biological process (GO): protein deubiquitination
Molecular function (GO): cysteine-type deubiquitinase activity
Source: RefSeq, a predicted model, not a curated record